This is a messenger RNA of Oppia nitens, 1387 nucleotides long. Its product is annotated as vacuolar protein sorting-associated protein 72 homolog. NCBI's taxonomy places the organism in Eukaryota, Metazoa, Arthropoda, Arachnida, Sarcoptiformes, Oppiidae. The record is from RefSeq and is a predicted model, not a curated record. The coding region runs from base 118 to 1296 and encodes 392 amino acids. Gene Ontology annotation, molecular function: ATP-dependent H2AZ histone chaperone activity. Gene Ontology annotation, biological process: regulation of DNA-templated transcription; chromatin remodeling. Gene Ontology annotation, cellular component: nucleus. The transcript is spliced from 3 exons.
GUUUUCCGUUAUUAUGUCAUCUCUAAUGUAAAGACUGAUUGAAAGUGAUUUCAGUGACAAAACCCAUUCAUCUGAAACCCAUUGUAGACAUCAUCUGAUUAUUUCCCAUCGCAUUCAAUGUCGCUUUCAUUUAAUCGUAUUCGUCGGCCAAAUGCCGGUUCAAAGAUGUCACAGCUGUUGGACACUGAAGAAUAUGUCGACCAGUUUUAUGACAAAAUUUACGGCGGGUUUCAAGAGGAUGACAACGACACGGACUUCAAUAGUGAUACCACUGAUAGUGACGAUAGCGUUGAUUCUGACUUUUCAAUUGAUGAAAAUGACGAACCGAAAAGUGAUACAGAAGUUGAUGAUAAAAAUAAAAGUGAAAGAAAACGCAUAACAACUGUCGCUACGGUGAAGAAGACCAACAAGAAUAAGAAGUCAACUAAAUCUGAGAUUAAAAGUGCAAUUAUAGAGAAAGUUCCGCUCGAGUUAGACAUCCCUGAGAUGAGAAAAAUCAUUACAAGACGUGAAUUAAGGAAUCCUAAAGUUUUGAAAACUGGAGAUUUAAAUAAAUCUAUUUACAGUCCUUUAAAUAAAUCCAAACCUCUUAAAGAAAAAAUUGUGCCAAAAGUAUUGACACAAAAGGAGUUAUUAGAAGAGGCGUUAAUCACUGAAAAACAAAAUUUGAAAUCACUUGAAGAGUAUCAGAGAAAUCAGUUCGAGAAAAAUCAGAAGACAUCUAAAUUUAUUGAUAAACAUGUGAUUAAUGGACCUUUUAUUAGAUAUAAUUCAAUAGCAAUGCCUUUGAUACAAGAAAUCGACAACAGUUUAGUCGAUGAUUGCAGUUCUCAGUCGGAUAAUAGACAACAUUCGCGAACAUUCAUUACAUUUAGUGACAAUCAGACAUUUGAUUCAUUCAUUAAUUCAUUGUCAAAGACAAAGAUAAAAGAGACGCCAAAUGAUAUCUGUCCGGUGACUAACCUACCGGCGCGUUAUUUCGAUCCCAUCAGUCAAUUGCCGUUUGCUAACAGUAUAGCAUUUAAUACUAUUCGGGAUCAAUACUACAAGUAUCUGGAGAUUUAUGGAAAUACUAACCAAAUGGAUAUCAAACAAUGGAGUAAUUGGCGUCUUCAUUAUGAAGACCAAUGGAAAGAAUGGACGCAGAAGUAUAACUCAGUCGACGAAACGGUUCCACUAAAUGAAAAUGAUUGUGAAUCUCAAUCUAUUCAAAUUGAGCCAAAUCUCAUCCAAUGUGUUGAAUCUGUGCCUAAUAUACGCAAAACAACGACAACUCGUAAGAGAAGAAGACGUUAAUAUAUUUGCCUUAUUUUAUAUCAAAUUCAUUGAAUAUUUGAUUCAAUUGUCUUAUAAUCUCUUUUUAAACAUUUACUUUAUGUGAUAAUAC